AUGCCAAAGUUCGUGCCUAAUGCAAAACACUACAAGUACCCGCUGCCGAUCCACCCAUUGGACGACCUGCCAGAGUUAAUUCCACACAACCCAGUUUCAUGGCUGUACUGGCUCUAUAGCUAUGUCUCGCGAACAAACCUGCUGCCAUCUAAAAUCCAUGUCAGGUUUUCAAAUGGUAAGCACAUAACGGUUGCGGACCCGAAUGAAAUGCUGUAUUUGUGGCGCAACGGGUUUUUUGGCACCGCACAAUUGUCCCGAAGCGAGCCAACGUGGAAGCAGAGAACGUUAGACCGUCUCGGACUCCAGAAAUCGUUAGUGGCAUUAGAGCAUGUUACCGAGCAAAGAAGAUUAGAAAGACUGGAGUUCAAACGCGAGAGGGCCAACUUUGAGGCUGUUAGACUCGAUCUAAGACGACAAGGCGUUGCAGAAACUGAAAUAGCUCAGCAAGAGCGAGAAUUUCUAAAAUCGCUAAGAGACCGAGAAACUCAGCUGCAACAAAAUAGCGACGUCCAGUCCCGAACCGCCGACGAGAAGUUGUUCAAUGAUAGCAAUGAGCUAGUAAACCUAGAAGUCCUGGAACUCAUGCCUGUAGAAGCCAUUUUUCUCACUUUCGCAUUGCCGGUCCUGGACAUAUCUCCGCUCACGCUGACUCGAACGUUAGUGGGAGACCAUCCCUCAUAUGCAGAUAUCAACGAGCUGUGCAUCAAGUAUGUUGCCUAUCACCAUUACAGAUCUCACGGCUGGUGCGUACGAUCGGGCAUCAAGUUUGGCUGCGACUUUCUACUCUACAAACGUGGGCCGCCAUUCCAGCACGCUGAGUUCGGGAUCAUGGUUCUCAACAGCGACGCUUCCAUGGACUAUACUUGGUAUGCCAGCUCUGCAAGGGUCGUUGGAGGCGCCAAGAAAAGCUUUAUUCUGUGCUACGUGGAGUUGCAGAGACCGCAACACGAAGCGCUUCUCAUGUGGCAGCAAGGCAAGUUCUCACAGCUCUUCAGCAGCUAUAAAGUAGGCGAAAUCAUGUAUAGACGGUGGAUACCGGGGAAAAAUAGAGACUAA
Messenger RNA from Lachancea meyersii CBS 8951, 1056 nucleotides. Lineage: Eukaryota; Fungi; Ascomycota; Saccharomycetes; Saccharomycetales; Saccharomycetaceae. The record is from the annotation of a GenBank genome assembly.